GAACAAAUUAUUCAGCACCACGGUUACGCAGAUUUUCAGUUAUUUCCCGGUUGGCUAUAAAUAGCAUCACAUUUAUAUGGCUCUAUGCUACUGUCCUGCAGGAUCACUUCUUUGACGACUGAAAACAAAUGCUUCAGGUUGUGAUUUACCUGCACAAAAUUUUAAAUCAACUUGUGACAUACAAGUACUUCUUCUGUAUCUCACCCUCAGACGCGCGAUAUGUAUCGUAUUGUGACCGUUCCGUAUCGUUACACUUCUGUCGUUCAUGCUUUUGAAUACUUCUCUAUCCCUACAGGUAGCUGGUCACGCAGAUGUCAAUAGACACGAGUAUUUAUGUGGGAGGGUUAAGGAGGGACGUGUCUCAUCCAGAGCUGAGAGAGCAUCUAAUCGAUCUCUUCGCUUGCUUCAACUUCCACGUCCAAAGAAGACACAUAUUGAUCAUCAACACGAGUUCAGACUACCGCUUUGCAUUUGUUGAUCUGCAAGAUGUCGGAAAAGUCAACAUUGCUCUUCACUUCCUGAGUUCCCGAAGCAGCCAACAGCAUGUUUCGUUUGACUUCACCUUAAUAAAAGAUCCAAACAAUAAUCUCAUCGUCGAACAAAGGAGACGACCAAACAAACCCAGGAAUCAAAUAGUCGACUUAAGAGACGAUGGCGCUGACAAUGGCAGGGGUACACGGGUCCCAAUGGCUGAUGCAGUCAGAGAGCCUCCGGUCCCAAGUUCAAGUCAUCAGGACAGUCAUGCACAAACAUCAACCACGAGUCUGGCGACACAAAUCUCCCCAAACCCAAUAUCACCACCUCUUGGAAAUGGCAGCGGUACACGGGUCUCAGUGGCCGAUGCAGUCAGAGAGCCUCCGGUCCCAAGUUCAAGUCAUCAGGACAGUCAUGCACAAACAUCCACCACGAGUCUGGCGACACAAACCUCCUCAAACCCAAUAUCACCACCUCUUGAAAAUGCACAGCUGCUCUCCUCAACUACAUCAGUGAGUUUUCUGGGUCGCGAUGCACCCGAGCGUUUUUGUAAUUACAGAGACAUUUUAGAGAAUCGGAUUGCUGAGAUUACACAGGGACACUACCCGUCUCCUGAAUAUGUUGGGAAGUCUGUCUGUGCCUUUCUCAACACAAAUGGUGGGACAUUGUUCAUUGGGGAAGAUAAUCAUGGCAAUGUAGUUGGCGUGGUGGGUGACCAAGAAGAAGAGGACAGACAACGCCUGACGAUAAAUCAAGUAAUCGAGUCCAUCACGCCACCAGUGCUGUCAGACUUGUACAGCAUCGACUUUGUACCAGUUCUGAAUGAAAGCGAAUCUUUCACCUCCAAUCGAAAAGUCAUAGAGGUGAAGGUGAAGGACCCGGGUGAUCAUGGUGACCUGUACCUAUACCUCGGUGACCCCUUCAUUCAUCGGGAUGGCAGCGUUCAGAUGAUGGAAGCCAAUGAAAGACAACAAUGGGAGAGACAGGUGAAGAGGUUCCAGGAGAGUCAGGAUGAAGUCAUGGCGCAGCAAAUGGAAAUGGAUGAGAAGCUGAACCUACAGAGCAGGAACCUAGACCUUAUGAGACGGAAUCUAGACCUUGAGAGGCGGAACCUAGAGCUUGAGAUGCGGAGACGAACGUCCACAGUGUGUUCUGUCAUGUAGCCUCCAGUCACGUCUUGUGCAGAUGAUCGACCGCCUCCGUGGUCCAGUGGUAGAGUGUCCGCCCGGAGAGCGGAAGAUCCCCGGCCGCGUCAUACCAAAAGACGUU
Messenger RNA from Haliotis rufescens (red abalone), 1743 nucleotides. RefSeq lists its product as uncharacterized. The record is from RefSeq and is a predicted model, not a curated record. Lineage: Eukaryota; Metazoa; Mollusca; Gastropoda; Lepetellida; Haliotidae. The transcript is spliced from 4 exons. Bases 312 to 1637 code for a protein of 441 amino acids. Gene Ontology annotation, molecular function: nucleic acid binding.